Molecule: messenger RNA, 5291 nt
Organism: Manis pentadactyla (Chinese pangolin)
Lineage: Eukaryota; Metazoa; Chordata; Mammalia; Pholidota; Manidae
Gene: ANKRD23
Product: ankyrin repeat domain 23
Cellular component (GO): nucleus; cytoplasm
Molecular function (GO): protein binding
Source: RefSeq, a predicted model, not a curated record
CGGUCUGUGCCCAGUUAUCAUGUGAGGUGGCAAGGGACAGGGUCAGGGAGCAAGGGAGGGAAACAACAGGAAAGCCUCUGGGUGGUGGAAGACACGAAACCCCAUGAGCCUAGUGGGCUUUGCCCUGGUCUGUGACAGCAAAAGAGGGAGCAGCAGGUCACCUUAGAAGACAUGAGGUGACUAGGUGUCAGUUUAGCUCAACUGCCCAGAAGGCAGUGGCUCUGGAGAUGGUCCCGAGGGUGUGGCAGCCUUGGGGGUCGCAGUGGCAGGUACUCUGGAGUUUCCUGUGUGAUGAAAUAAUGGGUGACACCAGUGGCACUUUGGGAUGUCUCUUCUGGUGAGGAGGGCCAUGGAGGCCCAGGCUGUCACACUGCCCAGCAGGCCCACUUCCGCUCAGGAUUGGUGGGCCCUGCCUCUGCCGGGAGAUGGUUUCAGGAGCUGAGAAGUAUGUUGGUGCCGGCAAUCGCUUUAGAAGGGAAUGUAGUUCCAUGUGGCUAGAAGCCCUGGGCUCUGCCAGCAUAUCAUUCCAAGCUUUUCUCUCCCCCAGCCUGUUUAUUCCUCAGUGCUUCUAGCUUCUGAGCUCCUGCAGAUGGGAGACUGGGGAGGAGGAAAAGAGUGGUCCAUUGAAUGGUGGGUCCCACCCCAAGCACAGGCCCUGACAACUCAUUUCCUCUUCACAGAUUCAGGAAGUGAGUGCUAGUUUUACCCCUUCACUGUUGAAGAAACACUUCAGGAAGAGCCAAGAUUUGAAUGCAGGCAUUCCAAAUUUUACCCAGAAGGCAUCUCCUCUGUCCCUCUGAGCUCAGGGUCAGGUGGCAGUAUGGUGUGAUCUGGUAGGAAUAUAAGGACAACCACCCCUGAGGGAAGCUGAGGUGUCAUUGCCCUGAGCUUACCUGGACAGUGUACAUAGAGAUGUGGCACCAUGCCCCUGGCCCUGUGUUCCUGUGGACAGGGCAGGGGGUGGCAGGCAGUUAUCCUCCUGGGCCUUGGGUGACACUACAGCUGGUGAGAGUCCAACAGCCACGGGGAUCAGGGAGAGUGAAGGUCCAGGCCAGCUCUCAGGUUGGGAACCCUGACCUCUGUAGGGCAGCUCUUGUCAGGGCCCCCGACUGUACAGCUGUAUUUCUGAGGACUCCUAAUUUUUCUGAGUUAUCCUGUUCCUACAGGUAAGUGGAGAAGGGGCUGGAAGGAAAGUGUUGGGAUGCGCACAUGGAGUCCUGAACCUGGAGGCUGGCCAGGUGACCGCAGGCUGGGACUCCAAGAGGCUGUGGCCUGGGAGAGGCGGAAACUGGAAGAGGAGAGGAGAAAGUGACUUGAGAGAUUUAACAGCUCCAGACUUAAUCUGGAGAACCUGGCUGACUUGAAACUUCAAAGAUGGUAAGAAAGAUUCUGGAAGCACACAGUUCCCCGCAGGGCCUCAGAGCCCGUGGUGAAGGAGCAGCCCCAGGCCCAGCCACAGCCUGUGUUCCUGGAGGUGUUCCUGCAGGCAGCUGCUGAGAACCAGGAGGCCCUGACUGACAAGUACCAGGCAGGCAGAGGAGACCCCAGUGCCCGUGACAAGCUCCACCAAACAGCCUUGCACUCCUGUGUGAAGGGUCACAGCCAGCCUGUGAGCAAGUUGAUGGAAACAGGUGCGACUGAGGAUGCCCGGGACUUGCUGGACAAGAUGCCUGUGUUCUGGGCCUGCCGUGGAGGACACCUGGACAUCCUCAAACAACUGCUUAACCAGGGUACCCAGGUCAAUGCCCAGGACAAGACUGGGAGCAGGCCCCUGCACGUGGUGGUAUGCACAGAGCACCGUGACCACCUGGAGCUCCUCAUUGCGUGUGGAACCUGCGUCAAUGCACAGGACAAGGAAGGGGACACAGCUCUCCAUGAGGCCGUGCCACAUGGCCACCACAGAGCCACAAAGGCACUGCUGCUCUAUGGGGCUGACGUGGGUCCUCACCUCCAGGCUUCAAUGACUGCAGUGCGGCUGGCAUGAGACUGGCAGCGGGGCAUCCAGGAGGCAUCCUCGAACCCGGUGCUGACAAACCUGCAGGGCCACUCGGCAACCUUUCACCCCUUCACCCCUACCCUCAUGCCCACUCUGGCCACUGUGCCCCUCUGGUUCUCCCCUCUCCCCAAUUCCAGGGCUGCCAUCAGCACUGAGGAGCAGCACCAAGCUCGGCAGGUAGGUAAGAGGACUUCCUGGCUUCAAGUCUCAGGGCUGAGUGUCCCCCACCAGGGCUUGGGCUAGGACCACAGGUAAGCAGGGAAUGAAGUGGGGUUAGGCAGGGCCAGCAGGGGAGGGAGUCCAGGGUGGUGCAAAGUUAGUGGUCCUAUAUCUCUAGCUACCAAGGUGAGUGCUGGACUUCUCAUGUCUACUGAUUCUUAGGAGUGUCUACCGAGUCCAGGAGACUGAUGAAGCCCCCACCAUCCACAAGGGCCAGUUUCCUGUUGGUGAUGCGCACAUGGCCAGCAGCUGCCAUUCGGGCCAUACAGAGGCCAGGCACUUCUGCAGGUGGCCGGGGCUGUGAACACAGGUUUCUCCAGGGACUCCAUCCCUAACAGCAGCCACCCUGGUAGCGUCUGGAGUGGCUCUAACAGCUCUGCUCUCAGGGACUCUGGAGUUGGGUCUGCAGGGGGUGUGCUCAGCAGGUCUGAGGGCCUACUGUAACAGAAAUCCAGGACCAACCUGGUUGUCUCAGAAGCCCUAAGAUUGAGGAGCUGGAGCUAGUAUUUUAGGGAAACCUUGCGCCCACUAUUCCUUCAGGCUGGCCUGCUGCUCUCUGGUUGGCCAGUGGGUGGCUCACCCUGUAGGAGUGAAGCAACUGGGAGCUGGGAUUGCUGUGGCCCACCCAACCUCAGGGGCGUAGGCCAACGCCUGCUUUGCCUCAGGCACUAACAGCACCCUAGUCCUGGAGCUGGAGCUCUUGUCUGGACUCUGCAACUAUGCUUGUUCCACGACAGAGGCAGGACAUGAGGUGCUCAGGAACUAUAGGAACGUCUAACUGGCAGGGGACGUAGGACCCGACCUCAGAGGUGCUCUCCUGCAGGCUCCUCCCUUUCACUGUCUUUUACGUUCCACGUCACACUGUGUAGACCUAUACUACUAGUGGGGCUGGGUCCUUGCCUGCCAGAAAGUGAACCUUAACUCUGCCCUAAGUUGAGGACCAUGGCUGAGGGAGGGGCUUAGCCUCCCUCACACACAUAAAAUACCUGGGUUGACAUCCAUUUUGCAGCAGUUAUUUCAGUCUGAGUAGCCCUCUUGGCCCCAAACAAGGCUAUUCUUACUAUGAGAAAGCUGAUCAGAACGACACAUGCCUUCCCUUCACAUCCAUGUGGGGAUGAGCCCAGUGUUCACCCAGAUGCCAGGGCCACCGGAGAAACAGAUAUUCAGUUCAUGAAGAAGACUUGAUUCCCCAUCUAGAAAAUGGGGACACCUAAGUGACAAAGCACCUUUUCAUACAUGUCAGUAUUUUCAUUCAUUAAAAUUGAUUAUCCAUCACAACCCAGUCAUCUGUCUGGGCUGGGAGGGGCCAGUUGAUUAGGCCCAGGGCCUUGUUUUCCUCAGCAGAGAAGUUCAAGCCUGUUAACCAUGCCAGCCCAACAGCAAGACAGACCCCAAGUACAGACAGGCAGUCAGACACUUGGCACCUCUGCUUGCUGAUGGGCAGGUUCAAAGAGCAGUGGCUCUCAACCUUGACUGCUUAUAAAAUCAUGAGGGAUGGUUUCCAAAGUCCUAAUGUCAAGGCUGAUUAAGUCAGAAUUCCUGGACAGUGGGGCCCAGGUAUCAGCACUGUCAUGCAGAUACCACCUUGGCAAUGCAGAAGUCCUAAGGAAUCUACAACCCACCACCUAGAAUAAGGGAGUUCACAGUAAGAUCUCAGGAUGUUAAGAUACACAGAAACCUACUUCUACAUAUCAGUAGUGACUAUGUGAACAUCAAAAUUAAAGAACAGUACCAUUUGCAAUUGCUUUCAAAAACUACUUAGGUGUUAAAUCGAACAGAACUUGGAAAGACUUGUGUGCUGAUAACUACAAAACCCUGAUGAAAGAAAUCAAGAUUUAAAUAAAUGGAGACAUACUGUGUUCAUGGAUUGGAAGAUGCAACAUAGAAAAGAUGUCAAUUCUCCCCAUACUUAAUGCAGUACCUAGCAAAAUCCUAGCAAGAGUUUUUGUAGAUGUGAUUAUUUUUUAAUUUAUAGCUAAAACAAUUUUGAAAGAAUAAAAUGUGAAGAAUCAGUCUACCCAAUUUCAAGACUUCUUAUGGCAAGAUAGCAGGGUAUUGAUGGAAGGACAAGCAUACAGAUCAAUGGAACAGAAUAGAGAGCCUAGAAAUAGACACAAAUAUGGCCAACUGAUUUUUUGGCAAAGGUACAGAAGAAAUUCAAUUGAGGAAAAACAGCCUUUUUAACGAAUGGUGCUAGAACAACUGGACAUCUGUAGAACUUUGACCUAAGUCUUACACCCUAUACAAAAAUUAAUUCGAAAUGGAUCACAGUCUUAAAUAUAAUCAUAAAACUACAAAAUUUUAGAAAAAAUAUAGGAGGCAAUCUUCAGGACCUAGGACUAAGCAAAGAAUUUUAGACAUGACACCAAAAGCAUAACCCCUAAGAGAGAAAAAUCAGUUAAAAAUAAACAUCAAGAAAUUCAGAUGGCCAACAGACACAUGAAAAGAUGCUCCACAUCGCUUGUCAUAAGAGAAAUGCAAAUUAAAACCACAAUGAGAUACCACCUCACACCAGUAAGGAUCGCCACCAUCCAAAAGACAAACAACAAAUGUUGGCAAGGUUGUGGAGAAAGGGGAACCCUCCUACACUGCUGGUAGGAAUGUAAAUUAGUUCAACCAUUGUGGAAAGCAGUAUGGAGGUUCCUCAAAAAGCUCAAGACAGAAAUACCAUUUGACCCAGGAAUUCCACUUCUAGGAAUUUACCCUAAGAAUGCAGCAGCCCAGUUUGGAAAAGACAGAUGCACCCCUAUGUUUAUCAUAGCACUAUUUACAAUAGCCAAGAAAUGGAAUCAACCUAAGUGUCCAUCAGUAGAUGAAUGGAUAAAGAAGAUGUGGUACAUACACACAAUGGAAUAUUAUUCAGCCAUAAGAAGAAAACAAAUCCUACCAUUUGCAACAACACGGAUGGAGCUAGAGGGUAUUAUGCUUAGUGAAAUAAGCCAGGUGGAGAAAGACAAGUACCAAAUGAUUUCACUCAUAUGUGGAGUAAAAGAGCAAAGAAAAAACUGAAGGAACAAAAUAGCAGCAGAAUCACAGAACCCAAGAAUGGACUAACAGUUACCAAAGGGAAAGGGAC